UUGCAACUGAUUCUUCCGCAAAACUUCGUUAGCUUCUGUGUUCUAGACUCUCCCAAAUUCUCCUCUCCAAAACAGAAAACAAAAACUCUUCCAUCUCUGAUCCUCUCUGAAUAGUUGUGUUUCUGUUUCACCUAGGGUUUUUAUAACGAUUUCUUGUGCUUGUUAAAACAGUGGGAAAAAUGGCGGAAGGAGAUGGCAGGCAGCAAGAAAUGGCCAAAGAUAAGGAACAUAGACUCAGGUAUCUGGAUUUCGUCCAAGCCGCGGCCCUGCAAGCGGUCAUCUGUUUCUCGAGCCUCUACAACUACGCGAAGGAGAACUCCGGCCCCCUGAGGCCAGGCGUGCAGAGCGUCGAGAACACCGUUAAGACCGUGAUAGGACCUGUGUACGAGAAAUUUCAUGACAUCCCGUUUGAACUUCUCAAGUUCGUCGACCGCAAGGUGUACGAUUCUGUCAGCGAGCUCGAACGCCACUUGCCAUCGGUGGUGAAGCAGGCAUCGUGCCAUGCCUUCUCGGCGGCUCAGAAGGCUCCCGACGUGGCUCGUGCCGUGGCUUCCGAAGUCCAGCGCGCCGGCGUGGUGGAGACCGCCACCGGAAUAGCGAAAUCCGUGUACACCAAGUGCGAGCCCGUCGCUAAGGAUCUAUACGCGAAAUACGAGCCAGUGGCCGAGUGGUACGCCGUAUCGGCAUGGCGGUCGCUCAACCGGCUUCCGCUCUUCCCCCAGGUGGCUCAGAUUAUGGUCCCUACGGCAGGUUACUGGUCAGAGAAGUACAAUCAGGUCGUAUGUUAUACUGCGGACAGAGGGUGCACCGUGUUCUCUUAUCUGCCGUUGGUUCCUGUCGAGAGAAUCGCGAAAGUCUUCAGCGAAGAUGCGAAUCAGCCUGGCCCCACUUGCUCUGUCGAUGCACAGUGAUGGAUGGCCCUUUGAUUUGUGAGUGCAUAUGUGACGUUUGUGUAAAAGGAAAAAAAAGGUUAGAAAAAUAACUGAUGUAGGGUUUGGUUAAUUGGUUGUGGUUUGGACUUUGGUGUAACGCCGAGUAACGUCUGUGUACCCUUUUUCAGUGCUAGUAGCCAUCUCUUUUGUUUCGUGUAGUUAGAGGUCUAGAACCUUUGUGGUUCAUGUAGUUACUCAUCCAAUAAGAUUAAAAAAAAAUGUCUUUCUCGGUCUUCAA
Nelumbo nucifera (sacred lotus) is the source of this 1170-nucleotide messenger RNA. RefSeq names its product stress-related protein-like. The record is from RefSeq and is a predicted model, not a curated record. Lineage: Eukaryota; Viridiplantae; Streptophyta; Magnoliopsida; Proteales; Nelumbonaceae.